GUUCGAUCACUGUUUCUAAUUGUGUGAUAUUUAACGGUGUUUGAGUGUCGCUCGAUCUACAACUAAGUGUUGUAAAAAAAUAAUGCAAAUCUUGCAAUGAACGGAUGCUGUUUGAAGUCAGUAGAAGCUCUCCUGGUAUUGCUUUUGCAGACCCCGAAUCCUGCUUGUACUGUAAAAAUACAAAUAUUAAAGAGUUAGUGACUUCAAGUUGAGAUUUAAUUAUAAUAAAGAUAUUGAUUAACAAUAAAUGCAACGUUGAAAUUCAUAAGAUGGGGCAGAUAUCUUUUUCUAACGAUACAGGGCUAUUGGCACAGAUUCAAAAAUAAGCUAUGUAUAUAUGUUUCGUAUGAUGCCAAAAUAAGUAUUUCAUCAGUGAAAGCAGUCAAAAGCAGUGCACAAGUUAAAGAAACUGUCUGAAGAACAAAGGAGCGAUAGAAAUAGAAAUUGUACACAGAACCUAGUUUCAUCCUUUAUAAUACCGAGCAAAUCGAUGUAAUACAAACUGCUGUAAUCCAUGACAUGAGCAUACACGAUAGAAUUACCACUUUAAUGUAACUUAAAAGAAGCUUAAUUGUGUUUAAUUAGAGACAGAUGUGCAAGUGAAGUUACACAGUGCUAAUUAAAUACAUUUGUAUGUAAUAAUAGUAAAAGAACGUAGACAGUUCAUUGUCAGUCAGUUUGACAGUGGCCAUGGCAGUGACUGGACUAACAACAGUUGCAUAUAUUAUUCUUUACCUUACAGUAGCAAUAGAUGCUCAAUACUCAGAUGACUCUGAUUACAAAGAUUUCGAAUUUUAUGAAGAGGUGCCGGUAAGUUACGUUGGGAAUUUUGAGAAUGAUCAUUUGAACAUUGUUCAAGACGACUACUACAUUUUGAAUGAUUUCGAGGAUGCUGUUCCUCGUGGACGCAGAUGCGAUGUUUGUCCUGAGAUGCACGACAAUGUCGAUUUAUCUUUCAAGAUCAUCGACGAGGUUCCCAAAAAAGAAAGAGCACAUGACGUGCAAUUAGACUGGUAUAAACCACAGAGAAUUUAUCGGUACACUAAGCAUAGAAUUCCGGGCUACGAUUACGAGGAAAUUGAUCAUGUGUUCGCAAGAAAUCCUCAGCAGUGCGAUGAAAAAUCAAUUUGGGCUCAUUGCGUCUGUAGGUUCACUUGCACCGAACCGGAUGUGGUAGAUUGUUAUUCACCGUGCAGAAGCGGAUGUGAGUGCAAAGAAGAAUACGUAUUCGAUGAGAAAACAAACAGAUGCAUGUUGCCAGAAGAAUGUCCAAAAGACGAAGACUAUAUUGAUGUAUAAAAGUAUCUAUGCUUUUGUCAAGCCAUCUACGAAUCAUCUAAUCUUUCUUUUAGUGUAGAAAUCACAAAAUUCUAUAAAAUAAUGAUAAAACAAUAUGGAAGAAAUAAACGUAUAAGCAUACAGAUUUGUCUCGCACGUGAAUUGAUAUAUGAAAUAACAGGUGCAUUGUUUUGAAUGCACUUUAAGCGUCUAUACUUUGUCAACAUUUUGUAUAAUAAUGCAACAGGGUAUUGAAUUUUCAUUUUAAUAAAGUAAUGAAUUCUUA
This is a messenger RNA of Megalopta genalis, 1564 nucleotides long. RefSeq lists its product as uncharacterized. Lineage: Eukaryota; Metazoa; Arthropoda; Insecta; Hymenoptera; Halictidae. The record is from RefSeq and is a predicted model, not a curated record.